Molecule: messenger RNA, 1864 nt
Organism: Cydia splendana
Lineage: Eukaryota; Metazoa; Arthropoda; Insecta; Lepidoptera; Tortricidae
Exons: 4
Coding region: 271-1686 (471 amino acids)
Source: RefSeq, a predicted model, not a curated record
AGGAUAACGUAUAAGUUGGUAUAAGUGUGUCAGGAUGAGCGGCAAGCUCGCAAGCGUAUAAAAAGGAGCGCAUCAGAGUUGAAAUUAAGGAUACCUACUCUAGAUGAAUUGGCGUCUGCAGUCGGUCUCAUGAUACUGUACCUAAGCAUACUUAUAAUAUACCUAGCUACAUAUUUAAAUAAUUUUGUGGUUUCGUUAUUCUUUAUUUAUUAAUCUCUUAAUAAUUUUUAAUGCUUGUUUCAUGUGACUGUUCCGAACUUGCUGGCUGAUAUGAGGUCAUCGCAUUUCUCCAUACGUCGACCAUGCGCGACAACUAUUGGGACGCAGACAGACUACGAAAAUGCAAUGACAACCUCGCGUCUCAAAAAUGAACGCAGAGCUAGAAACGCGCAGUAUGAGAGGGAACGCAGGGAAGAGAUGUCGGGUGCUUUAGCAGACUUGGCUGCGGCUGUUGGCGUCACUGGUUCCAUUUCAAAUGCAGAACUUCUGGCAACAGUAAUCACAGAGCUCCAACGAGCUUCGCAGGUCAAGCAUAGCAGUGAUUUAGACUCGUUGCGGCGGUGUAAUAAAAAUCUUAUGGCUCAGAUUUUGACGUUGGAACAGCGGCUUACAGAAUCUGAUGAGAUCGAGAGCUCAGGACACCCGACUGGAGAACUCACGGACACACCUCGACCAGUCAAGAGGAAGCGGGAUGAUUGUGAGGCGCCGGUGGAUGUUCCCGUUCCGAAGCGUUCCCCUCGAGACUACGAGCCUUCGCUAGAUUAUGCAGUCAAGCAGGACCACGAAAACGAAGCCCCCGUGCCGGAAUAUUUGUCGAAACAAGAGUUCCUGCCAGCGGAUUCGCAGUCUUCACUUGAGAGCAGCGCCUUUGACCACCGGGAGCGUGUUGCCAACUAUUCGCCGUUCACAAGGCCACACGUACCCGCUCCUGAGUGUAAGAUUGAGACCAAGACUGAGGUCUCUGAGUUCAAUCAACCUGUUCAGCCCUAUACUGAGCAGGUGUACUAUCACCAUGAUUCCCAGCAGUGUCGUGCCGGUCCUUUUUCAUCAGAAUCGUCGUUCAAGCAAGACCACACGAGCUUCAGCGAAGGGACAAAGCAUACACUCAGUAAUGCCUUUGUGCCGACGGAUCCCUGGCUCCCGAUUGCAGCAACAUCGGAUCAGGGUUUCCCCGCUUCGAGAGAGUCGCCAGUGAGCGGCGCCUCUGAGCAACAGGAUUGCGAUGUCGACUAUUCCAACUAUCACUUCGCCGGGCCGCAGGUUCCCACACCCGAGUAUCAGUUAGAUACUACGGUUGUACCAUCGGAAUACAUCAAUCCUGUACGUGUACAGCCAUACACAGAAGAGGCGUACUGUCACCCAUCACCCUGGAUGUGCAGCUCCGGCCCUUCUUCACCGGAAGAGCAGUUCUCGCCAUAUCAGUACCUGAUUCCUGGGACACACCACGGAUUUUCGUCUCCGCAGUACCACCUCUCCGGCCCUUCAAUGGACCAACAACAGCCUAUCUAUGAAGUUCCUGUUCAACCAAAUGCGUGCGUGGGGCAGCGUGGAGUUCAUUCCGAUGCAUACAAAUACCAGUCUACCGAAUGUAAGUGGCGCGGAGCAAGAUCCUCGCCGAGAAGGAUUCUUUCACCUGAAAAUCUGAUCGCGAUGUAUUUCUCACCUAUGGACUCGACUGCAAUAUAGAUUAAGCCCGCAACUGUCGCAUUGGUCAAGGUUAAGGUUGGAAAUGUUUUUUCAUUUGUAAAGAUUUGUCUGUAAUUGAUUAAGUAUACCUAAUUAAGUGUUUAUUAACUAAAUAAAAAUGUUUUGUAAAGCGACAUUCAAUGGUGCUAUUGUAAAUAAUAUUAUAAAUAAAUGUUUA